Messenger RNA from Pseudo-nitzschia multistriata, 859 nucleotides. The record is from the annotation of a GenBank genome assembly. Lineage: Eukaryota; Bacillariophyta; Bacillariophyceae; Bacillariales; Bacillariaceae.
CGCAUUAUUUUUUGUUUUGAACGUCAACAGAUUUUCAUGAUGAGAUGGAGGUAUGAUGUGUCGGUUUCAAAAGAUCGUGGGAGCGCAACGGGUACGAGCUGCAUCAGUGAUUGGGCCUUCAAGUUUCCAAGUUAAAAAAUUGUUCGAAAUCACGUCAAAUGGUUUGCCACUUCAUUGACACAAUUUUCUUACACAUAUCAUUAUAUUUCAUUCAUCAAUUACUUGGAUUCAAUACUAACCAUGAUGCGCAUUUCCACCCUCGCCACGAUUGCUCUCGCAUCGUUCCUGUGUGCAAAGACACAGGCCUUUUCCAUGCGGAUGGGUCCUGAAAAACAAACGUCAAUGGAAUCUCGUCGGGGGUUCUUAUCCACUGCUACAGCAGCUGUGGUAACAGCCGCGGCACUCAAUCCGAUUCAGAAUGCGGCUGCUGCUCCAACGAUCUACAACCUAAGCAAUGGUAUAAAAUAUGCAAUCACUCAAGACGUCACCAAGGGAUCUUACCCGGAACAAGGUGAUAUAAUUGCAAUCGAAUACACGGGGUACCUCUCGAAUGGUGCGAUUUUUGAUGCAACACACAGCCAAGGAAAGAAGAAUGCCCUUCUAUUCAAGUUAGGAAGGUGAGAAACAGUUAUUCUAACGCGACUUUGGAUCAAUCGUCGCACAAUUAUUAUUAAUGAAAUCGGUGCAUCGAGUCUAGAAGACUAAAAAUAAAUGUUUCGGCGCCUUUCUCUUUUUUUCGUAAGCUCGGCUGUUAAUGAGGGUAUUAAUUCUAUGGUUUCGGAAAUGAAGGUUGGACAAAAAGUGCAAGCGAUCAUUCCCCCUGCACUUGCUUUCGGAGAUAAGGGAAUCUGCUUAGAAA